Spinacia oleracea (spinach) is the source of this 1131-nucleotide messenger RNA. RefSeq lists its product as uncharacterized. Bases 1 to 1131 code for a protein of 376 amino acids. The record is from RefSeq and is a predicted model, not a curated record. The transcript is spliced from 2 exons. NCBI's taxonomy places the organism in Eukaryota, Viridiplantae, Streptophyta, Magnoliopsida, Caryophyllales, Amaranthaceae.
AUGCCUUUCUGCAUGGCAAUCUUGAUGAAACAGUCUACAUGCACCAAGUUCCGGGAUAUCGGACCCAGCUCACCCAGAUUAUGUAUCCCUUCUGAAAAAGUCGUUGUACGGCUUGAAACAAGCACCUCGAGCUUGGUAUCAGCGUUUUGCAGACUAUGUCUCUUCUAUUGGCUUCAUCAACAGCAGAUCAGAUCAUUCUCUUUUUGUCUAUCGUCGGGGAACGAUAUGGCAUAUAUUCUGCUCUAUGUAGAUGACAUCAUCUUAGCCACUUCUUCCGACACUCUUCGGAAAUCCAUUAUGUCUCUACUCUUUUCUGAGUUCGCAAUGAAGGAUUUGGGUCCUUUGAGUUAUUUUUUGGGCAUUGCUGUUACACGUCACUCGGGUGGCCUCUUCCUAUCUCAGAAACAUUAUGCCACAGAAACCAUUGAACGUGCAGGCAUGGCUUCCUGCAAACCUUUUCCUACACCAGUUGACACCAAGGCCAAGCUCAGCGCCUCCACUGGCUCUCCUACUGAUGAUCCGUCUCUCCAUCGCAGCCUUGCUGGUGCACUACAGUAUCUCACAUUCACGAGACCAGACAUAUCCUAUGCCGUUCAACAAAUAUGUCUAUUCAUGCAUGAUCCACGGCAUGAGCACAUGAAUGCUCUCAAGCAUGUGAUACGGUACAUCCAAGGUACCAUUGACCUUGGUUUGCAUUUGUACCCCUCUUCGGUUUCAUCUCUCAUUUCUUACACCGAUGUUGAUUGGGGUGGGUGUCCUGAUACGAGACGGACGACUUCUGGAUACUGUGUAUUUUUGGGUGACAAUCUAAUCUCUUGGUCGUCCAAACGACAACCUACACUUUCUCAGUCGAGUGAGGAGGCCGAAUACAGAGGUGUUGCGAAUGUCGUGUCUGAAUCUUGUUGGAUUCGAAACUUACUACUGGAACUUCUUUGUCCAAUUAGUAAGGCUAUAUUGGUCUAUUGCGAUAAUAAAUUCGUGAAGAAGGAGAAGAAGAGCGGAACCGGGUUGGCGGCGUUCCUGAUGGACGGCGAUACUGGCGCGGCGAUACUGGCGCGGCGAUACACGGGUAUACAUAAUAUUGGAAAUAAAAAUGUUGGAAUUCCUUGUGAGAAACAUAAAAGAAAAUGA